This is a messenger RNA of Colletotrichum destructivum, 1966 nucleotides long. Its product is annotated as Putative peptidase C14, caspase domain, Caspase-like domain superfamily. The transcript has 5 exons. Gene Ontology annotation, biological process: proteolysis. The record is from RefSeq and is a predicted model, not a curated record. Lineage: Eukaryota; Fungi; Ascomycota; Sordariomycetes; Glomerellales; Glomerellaceae. Bases 402 to 1799 code for a protein of 465 amino acids. Gene Ontology annotation, molecular function: cysteine-type endopeptidase activity.
CAAAGACGGGAAGCUACCUAAUAUUAGGUACCUCGCCUUACCGUACCGUACCGUACCGCCUUAUCAUUCAGUAGUACAUUCAUUCCGUCCGUCCGCCCGCUUCGCUGAUCGGGACGACGCGUCUCACUCAACCCCACAACACCUCUCUCAAGCCCCUUUGCCUUCCAUCCUCAACGACACUUCGAUCUUCCGAGCGCCGAAAACACUGCGGUUUAUCAGAUCGCCCUCUCUACGAAAUCCGCUUUCCAAUUCCUGCCUUUCCGGAAAGCCGCGAGCAAGCCCGGCUUCAACCACCUCUAUUCACUCAAAGUGAAGCGGUUGUAAACCAACAGAAACAACACGCUGUGCACAACAAGACACCAAGUGUAACCACCUACACAGCGUCAAUUGACUCCGGCGACAUGUCAGGUUACCCCGGACAGUACGGUUACGGCUCCGGUGGCCACGACGGAGGCUACGGAGGCGGCGGUCACCACCAGGGAGGCGGUGGCUACGGCUCACACCACCAGGGAGGCGGAGGAGGCUACGGCGGAUACCAGCCGCCCCCCGGCCCGCCGCCCUCGCAACACCACGGAGGCUAUGGCGGCGGCGGUGGCUACGACCGCCCGCCUCCCGGCCCCCCUCCGGGUCAGGGUAGCUACGGCUACAAUCAACCGCCGCCCAACCCGAACCCGGACCAGAGCUACAUCGGCAGGUAUGCUCCCCCUCCGCACCCGCCACCACCCGGCCUUGACGUCUAUGGCUACCCUGUCAGUUCCGGACACCAGGGAAGACCCCACAUGCCUACGGUGAACUCCAACGACUGGGCCCACGGCAACCGCCACGCGCCACCCCCACCGCCCUCGGGCGCCCAGCAGUUCGGUCACGGUGCCCCCGAGGGCUACAGCUUCCAGUACUCCACCUGUCAGGGCAAGCGUAAGGCCCUGCUCAUCGGCAUCAACUACUUCGGCCAGGACGGCGAGCUCCGCGGCUGCAUCAACGACGUCAAGAACCUCUCGGCCUUCCUCGUCGAGAAGUACGGCUACCGGCGCGAGGACAUGGUCAUCCUCACCGACGACCAGCAGCAGCCCAUGGGCCAGCCGACCAAGAACAACAUCCUCCGCGCCAUGCACUGGCUCGUCCAGGGCGCCCAGCCCAACGACUCGCUCUUCUUCCACUACUCGGGCCACGGCGGCCAGACCGAGGACAUUGACGGCGACGAGGACGACGGCUACGAUGAGGUCAUUUACCCUGUUGACUAUAAAGAGGCCGGCCACAUCGUCGACGACGAGAUGCACCACAUCAUGGUCAAGCCCCUGCAGCCCGGCGUGCGCCUGACAGCCAUCUUCGACUCGUGCCACUCAGGCUCCGCUCUCGACCUGCCCUACAUCUACUCCACAAAGGGUGUUCUCAAGGAGCCCAACCUGGCCAAGGAAGCCGGCCAGGGCCUGUUCAAGGCUUUCACGGCCUACGCCUCGGGCGACCUCGGCGGCGUCGCCAACUCCAUCUUCAGCUUCGGCAAACGCGCCAUCGCCGGCGACGACGCCUACGAGAAGACCAAAGAAACCCGCACCUCGCCCGCCGACGUCAUUAUGUGGUCUGGCAGCAAGGACAGCCAGACAUCGGCCGACGCCACCAUUGCCAAUCAGGCCACGGGCGCCAUGUCCUACGCCUUCAUCACCGCCCUCAAGAACAACCCUCAGCAGAGCUACGUCGAGCUACUCAACAGCAUCCGCGACGUGCUGGAGGAGAAGUACACUCAGCUGCCCCAGCUUUCGAGCAGUCACCCGAUCGACACGGAUCUUCUUUACGUGAUGUAAGCUUGCGUGGUUGACACGCGAGACUUGGCUCGUAAGCCAGCUUGGCAUACGCAACGGGAACGGGAGCUUUUGCCAUAUUUCAAAGCGUAGCAGAGAGAAAAAAUGGUUGGGGAAAAAAUUGAAUUUCGUUUAGCUAAAAUCAUAACCAACUGUGAUCCGGUUUCGCC